CCUUAUCAGCUGAUCUAUUAAUAUUUGCAAGAAGGACGAAUAAACAAAUAAUAUCUAUGUCUCAAUCUCUGGAUUAUACAAAGAAAUAAUAUAAAUAAGAUUUCAAUUGUUUCAUAUUUAAUUGGAGUAUCCCCACAUAUUAUCUUUUGAUACAAAAUGGUGCGUAAGCGCAGUAAUUUGGGUCGUAAAUCACGUAAUGCUAGAAAUGCUGCAGCCCAUAGAGCCGCUCAAAGCGACGAACAGCGCGCAAAGAAAACUUUGGCUGUUCGAAAUGCCAUGGCACGUCUUAGGGCUCUGCGAAAUGCCACUCCACGUCCGUAUGUGCGACGUACGUUGGAUGUGAACUUUGAUUACAUUUCCCAUGGCAAGGUUUCAAAUGAAUCAACGACUACUGGUUGCCCUCAUUGCAAGGCGUUGAAGUUGGAGGAUGGAGUAUGUGAAUUGUGUUGUUCAAGCUCACAAAUUAAAUUACCAGAAUUGAAUCUACCACCAGAGCCCUUGCCGGAAAUGAUAAAAACUGAAAAAAUCGCAUAAAGAUAUGCGAAUAAAAAUAUUUUUCUGAUAGAUAUUUUUUGGUUAUUGCUGUUCAUUUUGUAAUAUAAAACCCAAGGGAGCCAAUAACCGUUACAGUAUUCAACGUUUACAAAAUUUUCAAUUUUAUAUGUUACAACAUUAUAUAUUAAAUAAAUAAAUUAUAACUGUGUAUGAAAAA
Musca domestica (house fly) is the source of this 712-nucleotide messenger RNA. RefSeq lists its product as uncharacterized. Lineage: Eukaryota; Metazoa; Arthropoda; Insecta; Diptera; Muscidae. The record is from RefSeq and is a predicted model, not a curated record. The transcript has a single exon. Bases 157 to 534 code for a protein of 125 amino acids.